Ostrea edulis (European flat oyster) is the source of this 728-nucleotide messenger RNA. RefSeq names its product N-lysine methyltransferase KMT5A-like. Gene Ontology annotation, molecular function: protein binding. NCBI's taxonomy places the organism in Eukaryota, Metazoa, Mollusca, Bivalvia, Ostreida, Ostreidae. Bases 159 to 629 code for a protein of 156 amino acids. The record is from RefSeq and is a predicted model, not a curated record. The transcript has 4 exons.
UUGUUUGUGUGUCAGAGUGUGACCCCACACACCUGACAGUCAACUCUGAUCAUAUUUGGAUUGUUUCUGCGAAGCAGUGCGCGCGCAGAUUUCGGAACCAACGUACCGGAAGUAGAAAGCUAACCGGCUUGGCGAGGCUCUCACAUCAACUGAUCAUCAUGCGGUCUAAGAGAAAAAAACCGAAUUUGUUAGCAGAAGAAACCAUACUUAAGAAUAAAGAUUUAGAAGGAUUCAAGAUGGAUAUCAUACCUCCAAAAGGUCGAGGAGUAAGAACAACAAUUGAGAGGUGUAAAGGAGACUUUUUGCUUGCCUAUCAUGGGGAGUUAAUCAGUGGAGAAGAAGGAAUGAAACGAGAAAAAAAAUCUGACUCUGUGUUCAGAUACUUCUUUUUCUUUAAAGGAACACAAUGGUGCAUUGAUUCCACUUUAGAAGUUGAUAGUGGCCAGUGGAUGGGGAGACUUGUCAAUCACGGAACACAUAGGGAACAAAACUGCAAGAUGAGAUGCAUUGAAGUUAAUCAGGUUCCAAAACUAUGUCUUUUUGCAAUUAGAGAUAUCCCGGCUGGCGAAGAACUCUUAUACGACUAUGGAGUAGCAGAUCUGCCAUGGGAGGUUUGUUUAGCAUUUUGAAUUAUGUAAUUUUAUUUAACAUAUUACAGAGUAAAUGUACCAGUGUAACUGUAAGUAUAAACAGAGCCACUGAAUUUUAAAACUUCAUAUUGCUGAAAA